AUGACAGACGCUAAUAAGGAGCAAGUCAAAAUAGGAGAUACAGGUCCGAAAUCACCAACACCAUCAGCAUCAUCGACAGAAUCAUAUAAAAAGAAGGCGAGCAAAUGGCUAAAAAAACUAAGUAUUGGGUUCGCGAGCUUGAAGAAAUCCACAGAAGACUCGGUCAAUGGCAUUCGUGCCAAGAUGGGUGGCAAUGAUAAAGGGCCGGAUGCUCCAUCCGCCUCGUCCGCCCCUUCAGCCCAAUCUACCCGAUCCGCUCAUUCAGCCCAGUCCACCCCAUCUGCCCCUUCAGCUUCUUCCGCUCCGGAUACGAAGGAAGAAUAA
This is a messenger RNA of Mitosporidium daphniae, 324 nucleotides long. RefSeq lists its product as uncharacterized. The transcript has a single exon. Bases 1 to 324 code for a protein of 107 amino acids. The record is from RefSeq and is a predicted model, not a curated record. NCBI's taxonomy places the organism in Eukaryota, Fungi, Microsporidia.